Molecule: messenger RNA, 2290 nt
Organism: Heterocephalus glaber (naked mole-rat)
Lineage: Eukaryota; Metazoa; Chordata; Mammalia; Rodentia; Bathyergidae
Gene: Htr1e
Product: 5-hydroxytryptamine receptor 1E
Biological process (GO): positive regulation of MAPK cascade; adenylate cyclase-activating adrenergic receptor signaling pathway
Cellular component (GO): plasma membrane
Molecular function (GO): G protein-coupled serotonin receptor activity
Source: RefSeq, a predicted model, not a curated record
UUUCCCCACCUCUCUGUUUCCUUCCACUUCCAGGAACCCUGUUUUUUCCACUUCUCCCUCCCCUCCCUUUCUUCUCAACCUGACCUUUAAUGCAUCCUGUGAAUGUUGACUAUCAUUUUCCUUUCUGAGGGAAAGGAAAACCACUUCCAGAAGGUUUCCAUGGAGGAGUCCUACACUACUCUUUUCCUCUCCCUCCCCAGCGCAGCCUUGCUACAGAAGAGGGGAACAGGGUCUGCCUCUGCCGAACCAAAUGGCCUUUCUCGGCCUGGGCUGCGGCCAAUUUAGGGCACCCAAGGUGGGACCUUGUUCACACCUCCAGCUCCAUACGCCAGGUUUAUAGCACGGACAGCGCCGCCCUCUAGUGUUUGCAACCGGGAACCCUGGGGCUCCAUCAGAUCCGGAAUUUGGAGCCCAGUUCUCCUCCAGCGCCACCCCGCGCACUGCGCCUCGGCUCACCUUUUCAUCCCACCCACCCCCUUCUCCGUCCAGUGGUGACCUGCGUGCCUGCAACCUCCGCGGCUGAUUUGACAGACUGCCCUCUGUUCCUGCUCCUCCUCUUGCAGCCCGUCAGCGCGUGCCACCCACUGCUCCGCGGCCGCCCAGAGCGCCGCGCUCCCCGCUCAGUCUGGCCCAGGGCCCGGGCGGCCGGGACGCCGGAGCGGAGGGCGCCCCGUGGCUCCUCGUACGCCAGACCCGGGUGUUGAGAGAAGCGGCGCUUUGAUAAAGCUCGAAAGAUAAAGGAGCGGUUCCUAGGGAGACUUCUGGAGCUGCACUCGCCGUCCACAAGGAACUCUCCAUUCAGAAGAAAUGCUGUGGCCUUUCCCUUUACCAACAGAAAAUGAAACACAAGAGACUAUGUAGAUGAAGAAAUUAUAGCCUUCUUAUAAAUGAGAGACAGUCAAGAUCACACAGCUUCCCACAGAAGGGAAAUAACCAACAGCUUCUCCACAGUGUAGAUUGGAACCAGAGAAACAUGAACCUCACGAACUAUACCACGGAAGCCAGUGUGGCUGUAAAACCCAAGACUGUCACUGAGAAGAUGCUUAUUUGCAUGACUCUGGUGAUAAUCACCACACUAACCAUGUUAUUGAACUCUGCUGUCAUCAUGGCCAUCUGCACCACCAGGAAGCUCCACCAGCCUGCCAACUACCUGAUCUGCUCCCUGGCCGUGACUGACCUCCUAGUGGCGGUGCUCGUCAUGCCCCUGAGCGUCAUGUACAUUGUCAUGGACAACUGGAGACUGGGGUACUUCAUCUGUGAGGUGUGGCUGAGUGUGGAUAUGACCUGCUGCACCUGCUCCAUCCUCCAUCUCUGUGUGAUCGCACUGGACAGGUACUGGGCCAUCACCAAAGCUAUUGAAUAUGCGAGGAAAAGAACAGCCAGGAGAGCUGGCCUGAUGAUCCUCACCGUGUGGACUAUCUCUAUUUUCAUCUCCAUGCCCCCUCUGUUCUGGAGGAGCCACCGCCAAGUCAGCCCGCCCCCCAGCCAGUGUACGAUCCAGCAUGACCAUGUCAUCUACACCAUUUACUCCACACUUGGAGCAUUUUAUAUCCCUUUGACUUUGAUCCUGAUUCUCUAUUACCGGAUUUACCACGCAGCCAAGAGUCUUUACCAGAAAAGGGGAUCGAGCCGGCAUUUAAGCAACAGAAGUACAGAUAGCCAGAAUUCUUUUGCGAGUUGUAAACUUACACAGACGUUCUGCGUGUCUGACUUCUCCACCUCAGAUCCCACUACAGAGUUUGAAAAGAUCCAUACUUCCAUCCGGAUCCCUCCCUUUGACAAUGACCUCGAUCAACCUGGAGAACGCCAGCAAAUCUCCAGUACCAGGGAACGCAAGGCAGCACGCAUCCUCGGACUGAUUCUGGGUGCAUUCAUUUUGUCUUGGCUUCCGUUUUUUAUCAAAGAGUUGAUUGUAGGUCUGAGCAUUUACACUGUGUCCUCCGAAGUGGGUGAUUUUUUGACAUGGCUCGGUUAUGUUAAUUCUCUGAUCAACCCACUGCUGUACACAAGUUUUAAUGAAGACUUUAAACUGGCUUUUAAAAAGCUCAUUAGAUGCCGAGAGCAUACCUAGAUUGUAAAAAACCAAAAUGCAUGACUUUUACCAGAGCCUCUGGAGUACAUGGGGGUAAGGGAUGCAACUUAUUAAUUCUUGAACAUACUUGGUUCAGGAGAGUUUGUAAGUACGUGAGAUUCAUUUAUUUCUUGGUUUUGUCCUAUUUUGUUUGAGGCUUGUUAUUUGGUGUACUGUUUUCUACCUCUGGUCUUAUCUGUGGUACAUAUUUCAAAUAAA